CUCACACAUCAGGAAAGCUCUCAGUGGUACACUGUCAUCCAUUGACUCGCGGAGAGACGCACGCAGCGCAGGUAACAUGGCAGCCAACCAGACCACUGAGUACGGCAUUGAUGUGAAGACACUCAUCAUGGCAUCAAUGGAGGCCAAAAAGUACGCCUAUUGCCCCUACAGCAAAUUCCCUGUGGGGGCAGCCCUGCAGACUGAAAAUGAUGCCAUAAUCACAGGCUGCAAUGUAGAAAAUGCCUGCAACAACUUAGGUAUCUGUGCUGAACGGAAUGCCAUGGCAAAGGCUGUAUCAGAGGGACACACACGCUUCAAGGCUAUUGCCAUCGCAAGUAACCUAGAUAAGGAGCCCAUAACUCCCUGCGGGGGCUGCCGACAAUUCAUGAGGGAGUUUGGUGUGAAGUGGACUGUGUACAUGACCAGAACUGAUGGGACCUGUGAAGCAAUGACAGUGGGCCAGCUUCUGCCUGAAUCUUUUGGGCCUGAUAAUGUGAAGAACUAGGAAGUGUGCUAGUCUAUUCAAAAUGAUUUAUAACAUUUAAUGCAUUGUUAAUCUGAGACUGGCACUUGUCUCCUCUGAGGUGAAACAUGACCAAAUCUACCACUCAACAGGUGUUGGGGAAAUUACUGCACUGGAGAUUUUAACUGUCUAAUUACUUACAAAGGAAGUGUUUGAAAAUUGACACAUUUAUGGUUUGUGUUU
Molecule: messenger RNA, 706 nt
Organism: Megalops cyprinoides (Indo-Pacific tarpon)
Lineage: Eukaryota; Metazoa; Chordata; Actinopteri; Elopiformes; Megalopidae
Gene: cdaa
Product: cytidine deaminase a
Exons: 4
Coding region: 77-505 (142 amino acids)
Cellular component (GO): cytosol
Molecular function (GO): zinc ion binding; cytidine deaminase activity
Source: RefSeq, a predicted model, not a curated record